AAUCUUAUCAGUCGAACUAUUCAGUUACGGGUUAUUUGAAAGCUAAUUUUAUUGGGUUAGAAAUUUUUUAGCCCUAAUCCUUUGGGAUUAUAGAUUACAAGUUUCGAGUUAAAUUGAUAUCCAUGCUUAUACAGUACAAGUGUACAACUCUAUUACCUUCCUCCUCACCAUUUCUCAUAACUUCCGCCAUUAGUAUCACCUCUCUCUUCUUUCUUUCUAUCUCUCUCACUCACUAAAUGAGCCUCAGCAUAGUAUAGAGCUGCUGCAGUUCCCUAUUAUGCUCCCAUAGCCUAAAAAGAUAGAACUCUUUCACAAAUUAUAUGUUCACAUUGUUAUCACUCGUCAUCUGUUCAUGAAUUGAAAUCUCGCACAUUGUUUCUGCACAUUUUCCUAGAAAAUUUCGCCCCGUGUAUGUUGCUGGAGUUCCGUCUCAUAUCUCAGCUAUCUCCUUGAAACGAACAAUUUAACCAAUUUUUGUUCUGAAAUAUUUAGUUAUUUACGAAGUUGUACUUGACUAUGGCGAUUGCGCCGGCGAUAGUGAUUGUGCCCUUGGGAGUUUUCUUCUUCAUCUCCGGCUUCAUCGUCAAUUUUAUUCAGGCUGUAUGUUUUGUGCUAAUAAGACCGUUAUCGAAGAACACUUAUAGGAGGAUAAAUAAGGAGGUGGCUGAGCUACUGUGGCUCGAGCUCGUGUGGCUGGUUGACUGGUGGGCUGGUGUUAAGAUUGAACUGUACACUGACUCUGAGACCUUUAAUUUAAUGGGUAAAGAACAUGCACUCCUCAUAUGUAAUCAUAAAAGUGACAUUGAUUGGCUUGUUGGAUGGGUUUUGGCUCAGCGAGCUGGUUGCCUCGGUAGCUCAUUAGCUGUUAUGAAGAAAUCAUUAAAGUUUCUUCCUGUGAUAGGAUGGUCCAUGUGGUUUUCUGAGUAUCUCUUUCUUGAAAGAAGUUGGGCAACAGAUGAAAGCACGUUAAAGUCUGGAUUACAACGGCUGAGGGAUUUCCCUCGACCAUUUUGGCUGGCUCUUUUUGUUGAGGGUACUCGUUUCACACAGGCAAAACUUUUAGCAGCUCAAGAAUACGCAUCCUCAAAUGGGCUACCUGUUCCAAGAAAUGUUUUGAUUCCUCGCACCAAGGGUUUUGUUGCUUCGGUAAGUCAUAUGCGUUCAUUUGUUCCGGCAGUUUAUGAUGCAACUGUUGCUAUUCCCCAAAAUUCUCCUGCGCCAACUAUACUACGACUAUUUAGUGGGCAAUCCUCUGUGGUGCAUGUCCACCUUAAGAGACACUUAAUGAGCGAUCUGCCAACAACGGACGAAGAUGUUGCUCAAUGGUGCAAGGAUGCCUUUGUGGCCAAGGAUGCGCUAAUAGACAUGCAUAUCGCUAAGAAUUCCUUUGGUGAGCAACGACAAGACAUUGGGCGCCCGGUGAAGUCCCUUCUGGUUGUCACUUCCGGGGCAAUUCUGCUCAUCUUGGGGGCUUUGAAAAUUAUCCAGCGUUUCUCUCUCUUCUCCUCAUGGAAAGGUGUCACGUUUUUGGUCAUUUCUACGGGAGCCGUCAGUGUUCUCAUGCAAGUCUUGAUUCACUUCUCACGGGCGGAGCAGCCUAGACAAGAAAGACAACACUAAGUGUGGUGUAUUAUUUGUUUUAGUUUAGAUUUUCCCAUUGCAUGGGGCUGCCACUUGGCAUGCAUUAUACUACCUUAUUAAUGAAAAGGUCAAAAAUUAUUUGAAUA
Molecule: messenger RNA, 1727 nt
Organism: Salvia miltiorrhiza (redroot sage)
Lineage: Eukaryota; Viridiplantae; Streptophyta; Magnoliopsida; Lamiales; Lamiaceae
Product: 1-acyl-sn-glycerol-3-phosphate acyltransferase 2-like
Exons: 11
Coding region: 517-1620 (367 amino acids)
Cellular component (GO): endomembrane system
Molecular function (GO): 1-acylglycerol-3-phosphate O-acyltransferase activity
Source: RefSeq, a predicted model, not a curated record